AGGGCCAUAGAGAUUCCCUCCCUUCGGAUUUGAGGCCUUGGGUGGGGUAGAAGUGGGGGGCUCUGCCUCUUCUGUGCCUGUGAGUCAGCACUGUCCUCCUGAUUGGCCUUCACUUAGCAGCUCUCCUCCUCUGGGGAGGAGCCCAACUGCUCCUGGUCCAGCUCUCUCUUCUACAGUCAGAGAAGAGGCUUCAUGCUAGGCGGGGUUGGAGCCAGGGCUUGUCUGGGUCUGAGCUGGGGGAACAGUGGUCCUUCCUGCAAGGGCUCUGUGACUACCUGCCCGUAUCUUUCGGAGCAAACUAAGGGCCUGGGAAUGCCCCCAGCCCGGCCCCCUUACCCUGAUUGGGGGGAGGGCCGGGCUGGACAGCAGCUUCCUUCCUCCCUCAGCCAUGGAUCUCUUGCCCCCCAAACCCAAGUACAACCCUCUUCGGAAUGAAUCUCUGUCAUCAUUGGAAGAGGGGACUCUGGGACCCUUGUCCCCUGGGGAGCUGUCCUCUCCAUCUGCCUCUUCUUUGGGACCCAUUUUGCCCCCUGUGCUAGGGGAUGAUAGUCCUACGACCCUUUGCUCUUUUUUCCCUCGGAUGAGCAAUUUGAAGCUAGCCAAUCCAACUGGGGGGCGACUGGGGCCCUCUGAAGAGUCAGGACAGGGACCUGAGGAGAGGGAAAGAAAUGCAGGGGGGGCUGGGCCAGACUCGGGUCCUUCACCUCUUCUCCAGGACAUGAACAAACUGAGCGGCGGGCGGAGGACUCGGGUGGAAGGGGGCCAGCUGGGGGGUGAGGAGUGGACUCGUCACGGGAGCUUUGUCAACAAGCCAACUCGGGGUUGGUUGCAUCCCAACGAAAAGGUCAUGGGACCUGGAGUUUCCUAUCUUGUUCGGUACAUGGGUUGUGUGGAGGUCCUCCAGUCAAUGCGGGCUUUGGAUUUCAGUACUCGUACCCAGGUCACCAGGGAAGCCAUCAGUCUGGUGUGUGAGGCUGUGCCUGGGGCUAAGGGGGCUGCACGGAGGAGAAAGCCCUGUAGCCGCCCACUCAGCUCCAUACUGGGGAGGAGUAAUCUAAAGUUUGCUGGCAUGCCCAUUACCCUAACUGUUUCUACCAGCAGCCUCAACCUCAUGGCUGCAGACUGUAAACAGAUCAUUGCCAAUCACCACAUGCAGUCAAUCUCAUUUGCAUCCGGUGGAGAUCCGGAUACUGCAGAGUAUGUUGCCUAUGUUGCCAAAGAUCCUGUCAAUCAGAGAGCCUGCCACAUCCUGGAGUGUCCAGAAGGACUAGCACAGGAUGUCAUCAGCACCAUUGGCCAGGCCUUUGAGCUGCGCUUCAAACAGUACCUCAGGAACCCACCCAAGCUUGUCACUCCCCAUGACAGGAUGGCUGGCUUUGAUGGCUCAGCUUGGGAUGAGGAGGAAGAAGAGCCCCCUGAUCAUCAGUACUACAAUGACUUCCCAGGGAAGGAGCCCCCUCUUGGGGGAGUGGUAGACAUGAGACUUCCUCGUCCAGCCCCCCCCAGCACUCAGGCUGCCAGCCACCUAGGAGCCACUUUGCCCGUUGGACAGAUCGCUGGCAGUGACUUUGAGGGCCGGAAACAGCUCCCUACUCCUGGGCCAGGUAGAGAAUUAUUUGAUGAUCCCUCCUAUGUCAAUGUCCAGAACCUGGAAAAAGUCCGGCAAGGAGCUGGUGUUUCUUCCAACCCUACUACCAAUGGCAGUGCCCCACGUGACCUUUUUGACAUGAAGCCAUUUGAAGAUGCGCUUCGGGUCCCCCCACCUGCCCCUACAACAGCAAUGGCGGAGCAGCUCCGAGGGGAGCCUUGGUUCCAUGGGAAGUUGAGUAGGCGGGAGGCUGAAGGGCAGCUGAGGAUCAAUGGGGAUUUUCUGGUUCGAGAGAGUACAACCACCCCAGGCCAGUAUGUCCUUACUGGCCUGCAGAGUGGCCAGCCCAAACAUUUGCUGCUUGUUGAUCCUGAAGGCGUGGUUCGGACAAAGGAUCACCGAUUCGAAAGUGUCAGUCACCUCAUCAGCUACCACAUGGACAAUCACCUACCAAUCAUCUCUGCAGGGAGCGAGCUAUGUCUUCAGCAACCAGUAGAACGGAAGCUAUAACUGACCUGAUCCUGUUUCCAACCCUAUUUCAGCCUCCAGGACACUCCCUUUCACUUUUCUGGUCCCAAUUCCAACAGUUUUCUUGGGGGAAAUGUUAUGGUUGCAGCACUCUGUGAUAUCUGUAACUGGCCUAGAUCCUUGGGUUCAGGUCCUGGAGGAGAGAUUAAUCCUUCUCUUCUACAAGAGUAUUAGUGCCCAUGCCAGCCUCAUGGAUCUAGGCAAGAUCCCCUAACAAGAGAGAGGAAUCUUAGGGACAAUUCCAGUGGAAUGGGAUUUAUCUUCAAAGGGACAAAAUUCUAUCCCUUCUCCAGUGUUUAAAACCUUGUGCCUUUGACCAUGCGCCAGGUCCAAAUAAGUUUUAUGCAAAGUUUAUCUGUGGGCUAGAAAUGUUUGAUAUUCUGCCUCUAGAAUCAUGUUCCCUCAGCCCUCCUUUAGCCUGGUUCUACCAGACUGGGCUUGGAAGACAAGGGGAAGAUACGGUUGCUUGUCCUUCAUCAAAGAGGAUGUUCAGUCCUCAUAGCCUAGCCCAGAACACCACUUCCUGGCCAGGGGGAGGUGAAUGUCCAGUCCCCAAUUCUCCCCUCUGCCACAUACACAGAGUGCCUCCUGGCCAGGCCCCCCUACUUCAGGGGGUCUGUAUAUACAUUUCGUAAACAUCCACCCUCCCUACCCCCAGCGUUGCAUGCACAUUGUCCUACUUUACAGCCAAAGUGUAGCCCCUUGUAGCCUCUCCAACUCCUUUGAGUUGGACAGUGAAUCCAGUGUUUGGUUCUUCUAUACAGUCAACUCUCAAUUUUCUGCAUUAAUUUGAGGGGUAAUGGUUAUCUAUAAUUGUGGAUAAUUCCCAUAUAAUUUUUUUUAUUUAGUUUGGGAAGUUAUAGUUUUUGCAACUGAAUUAUUUCCUAAUUUUGUCUUGCUUGAGCACAAAAGUUAUCUUUAUAUAUGUAGCACCUUUUUUAUUUUUUCAAAGACUUAAUCUAUUAUAUCAUUUUAGCAUCAUGACAAGCCUGUGAGAUAAGUAGCAUAGGCAUUAUUAUCUCCAUUUUACAAUUGAGAAAACUGAUGCAUAGAGGUUAGGUGAUUGUUGAAAGCCACAUAGACAGUAAAUGGCCAGGACUGAAAACCAGACCUCAUCUUAGCCUAGAAAAGGCUGGAAUUUAACUUUGCUGCAGAUAAGCCUCAGAGAGGAGCAUUUAAAUCAAUGUAUUUAUUGAGUACCUGUUGCUAGACAGUGGGAGGAAUACAGAAGAGAUAGAAGAUACUCCUUCUGAGGAGUUGUGGUUAAUGGAGAGUUGACUGUAUCUUUACCUCUUCUAUUUCUCUCUCCUACCCUUAUUUUGUUUGAAUCGAUUCACGGGUCUCACUUAUACCAAAGGGAAAUGUCAUUAAAGAUCAUUAUUUCUUUUAU
Sarcophilus harrisii (Tasmanian devil) is the source of this 3506-nucleotide messenger RNA. RefSeq names its product SHC adaptor protein 1 (gene SHC1). Gene Ontology annotation, cellular component: plasma membrane. The coding region runs from base 389 to 2098 and encodes 569 amino acids. NCBI's taxonomy places the organism in Eukaryota, Metazoa, Chordata, Mammalia, Dasyuromorphia, Dasyuridae. Gene Ontology annotation, biological process: intracellular signal transduction; cell surface receptor protein tyrosine kinase signaling pathway. The record is from RefSeq and is a predicted model, not a curated record. The transcript is spliced from 12 exons. Gene Ontology annotation, molecular function: receptor tyrosine kinase binding.